AUGGAUGCUCUAAUUGGAAAUCUAAAGACUCAUGAGAUGAACCGAAGUUAUGAUCAGUCAAAGAAGGUAGUCAAGAAAGAAAGAAAAGAUGGACACUUUAUAAGAGAGUGUCCAUUGCUCAAAGUUGAAAACAAAGAAUAUCAAAAACCAAGAGGUAAUAAAGAAAAGCAAAGGGACCUGGUACUCAAUAAGAAUGAUCGAAAAGUUGUUGCUGGCUAUGUGGUCAAGAAAGAUCUUGUUUCAUGGGGAGACUCUUCAAGUGACUCAGAAGAUCUUGAUGGAUCAAAUGAUGUGUCAAUGGUGCUGGUGCAUCUGAUAAAUGAGAAAGGUGAAAAGAAAAAAGAAAAGUCUAAUGGUUUACAAGUUGAGCUUCAAGAAAAACUGAAAACCUUUGACACUAAUCUUGGUUUGGCUUUGGAAAGGAGCAACAGCUUAGAAAAAGAUAUUAUCAAACUUAAAGAUGAACUUGAAAAAUCUCUUAAGUGGACAAAAUCUUCUAAGCUUCUUUCAAACAUAACAAAUCAAAGUAAUUUCAACAAGAAGGGUCUAGGAAGUUUCAUUAUCACUCCUCCUUUCAAUCCUCAUAGCAAAUAUGUGAGUGAGAGGAGAAGCAGUCAAUGUUGCUACAUGGACAGUAGAUUCUGUAAACAUACGACUAGUGAUAUCAAAAAUUUCCUCUCACUCAAGGCACUUCAAGGAGGAGGUGUAUCUUUUGGUGAUGGAAAGAAAGGGUAUAAUUUAGGUGUUGGUAAACUGGGAAAAUCGCUUGGGGAAUCCACUAACAAAGUGUAUCAUUUCAGUGGGUUGAAGUAUAGUCUUUUGAGUGUGUCUCAAAUUUUUGACAAGGGAAAUGAAGUGAAGUUUACAUCUGAUAAGUGCACUGUAGUUAAUCUAACUACAAAGAAAGUGAUUCUUACUGAUCAUAGAAGAAAGGUUGAUCCUAGAAUUUAUGAGUUAGUGUCGGUAGGAUAUUCUUCAUCAAGUAAAUCAUACAGAGUUUUCAACAACAGAACACAAUGUAUUGAAGAAAGUAUUCAUGUUGUGUUUGAUAAAGAUGGAAAUCUGAAAGGUGUUGUAUCAAAUGAUGAAGAUGAGUUGAUUGAGCUGUUUAAUUCUCAAAAAAUUGAAGGAAGUGAAGUUCAUGUAAAUGACCAGUUGGGGAUUGACAAUGCUGAUCAAAGCUCAUCUGAAAAGGCUAAUGAAGUUGAAAAAUGUGAAGAGGAACAUGGUACCAUUCUGAACUCAAGUCAGAAUAUCUCAAACUCUCCAAAAAAUGAAGAAUUCCUUGAAGAAGAAGAAUAUAUUAAUCGCCUUAACUAG
This is a messenger RNA of Solanum lycopersicum (tomato), 1320 nucleotides long. Lineage: Eukaryota; Viridiplantae; Streptophyta; Magnoliopsida; Solanales; Solanaceae. The record is from RefSeq and is a predicted model, not a curated record.